CAAAUAUGGCGGCGGCGGUCUCAAAACGAUUUUGAAUAUCAACUCAUUUGUUUUUUGUCCUUUUUCUGCGACACUAGGAACAAUGGAUUCUGUAAUCGCAGUAGAGCCUCAGCUCAACGCCAUAAUUGUGGAAUACUUGGAGUUUCUUGGCUAUAACCAGACAAAAGAACAGCUGUCCCAAGAACUGAAUCUACUUGGAAAACAGCAGGCCGAUGAACCAAUUCCUCCAAGAAAUGACUCGCAAAUCACUAGAAUACAGGAGAAUCUACUAAGUGCAUUUGAUAGUGGUAGUUAUGAACACUUCUUUGCUCUUUGGAAUCAACACAUUCCUACAAACGCACAAACAAAUGACUGUCAAAAGCUUGAAUUUAAUCUCAACAUAUACUUUGCAGUACAUCCCAUAACAUGUGGCAGACAGAAUAAACUACUACUGGACAAGUCAAUGAAGAUGUUCAAAUCCUAUUUGGAGAACAAAGGAGCUGGUUUAAGCCAGACAACUGAGUUUCUUCCCUAUUACGCCUUACCUUUUGUCCCUGAUCYAACUAUGCACCCGUCCUUUAAACCUAUUUUUUCUAAUUCCUGGAGUCUUGAGCUGAGGAGUAAACUGGAAUCCUAUUUACCUGUGGCCCUGAAAUCACAAGAAAAACCCAAGCUUUAUAUUUUAUAUAAAAAUGGACCGGAUAUUGUUGAAAAAGAAAGAAAGAGACACACAGAACAAUUAAAACUGCUGCAGCAUCAGCUUUCAGAAGUUGAGAAAAGAUCUUCACAGUACUUCAAAAGAUUUUCUAAAGUACAGAAUGACUACCAUAGACUAAUAGGCAUAGCAGCAGAACUUGUGGACUCCUUAGAGGAUUGUGUCCGAGGGAAAAUGGUAACCCCUGAAUAUCUUCAAGACAUUUGUUUAAGAUUGUUUAGUAACUCUAUGCAAGACUCUAUUGAUGUCACUAAACCAGGAACUGCCAGUUCUAUGCUGAGAGCUUCAAUAGCUGUAAAUCCUCAAAGUGUUUCAGAUAGUAAGGAGAGUCCUUCUCUUAUAUCUCUGGACUAUGACAAGAUCAAGAAAGAUUUACUGGUCCUUAAUGAACGUCCUCUAAUCUUCCUUCUCCAAGCACUGAGAUGGAGGCUGACUAAUGCACCAAAUAUUGAAAAGAGAGAUGCAAGCAUAACAGCCUAUAUAAUCCAUGAUCUGAUUGGUUUAUCUACAACAGACAAAGAGGAUGAUAUUCUGGGUCUACUCAUCCAUUCAAAUGAUACUGUCAGACAAUACAUGGCAAGACUACUCAAUUCAAUGGGAUCAUUUUCAGCUGGUAAAGAAAUAUUGUUCUUGAUGUGAUUAUAGCUGCCUUGGGCCAAACCUAAACAACACCAACACAUAACAGCACAAACCCAUGCUGUGCUCAGCUUCCACUUUUGCC
Messenger RNA from Exaiptasia diaphana, 1415 nucleotides. Its product is annotated as lisH domain-containing protein ARMC9. Gene Ontology annotation, biological process: cilium assembly. Gene Ontology annotation, cellular component: ciliary basal body; centriole; ciliary tip. The coding region runs from base 83 to 1333 and encodes 416 amino acids. Gene Ontology annotation, molecular function: protein binding. Lineage: Eukaryota; Metazoa; Cnidaria; Anthozoa; Actiniaria; Aiptasiidae. The transcript has 13 exons. The record is from RefSeq and is a predicted model, not a curated record.